AUGCUCACUAUUGUUGGGGCGCCCCCAUCUCACACGAUUGCUUCCGAAGUUGCCACAAACCUUGCUGGUGCAUAUCUGCGAAAGAAGUCGGGUGUCAUGGGUCAACCGGCUCUCUCGGUCGAGGAUGAAAAUGCAGUUGUUGAGCAGGUGGAGCGGUGGUUGAAUCAUGGAUUCUUUCCUUACCACAUGUUGGCAAAAGAUACAGCCAAUGCAUAUUUCCACAACCACCCAAACUAUAGUCAGAACAGGCCGAACCUCAACAUUGGUUGGCAAAAGGGAUUUUGGACGCGCCAUCAAGGACUUGCUGAUCACAUAGCCAAAGAGCGCAGCACACUAAAAUUGAAAGGUCCGCAUGAAGAUCGCAGAGCCUGGAAGUUCUUUCAAGCAUUCAAAGAUAUCAAGCAGCGACUCGCGGUUACCAAUGAUAACAUCUAUGCUAUGGAGGAUGCCGCAUUUGUUACGACUAUGUAUCGAAAGGCAAGCCUUAUGUUCGUUCGACCAAUGAACCAAAACCACAAGAGAGAAGAACGGGCGUUCUCAUCUGUGAUCCACUGCUGCUCAACACGAGGAAAGCACCUGCCCCCUUACAUUGUCUGCAGGAGCCAAGAUCCACCGCAGACCAAGAACUUUGGUCGAAUCAAGGCUUCUUUUACGCAGUCAGGCUGGUCUGAGGCCAAUCAUGCACUUGAUUGGUUGAAGAACACCUUCGAGCCAGAGACUCGACCCAAAGGUCGGCGUCAAGUAUGGAGAAUUCUGCUGAUUUCCCACCGAUUCCGCAUAGUCUUUCCUGAGUUCGAAAAGUUCUGCUGGGACAACAGGAUCGCGUGUCUUUCUUUCCCCAAGAAUGAUCAACAGUUCUUCAACCCAAUGGAAAACAUCGCUUUUGGUCCCAUGCAACAGAGCUAUACAGACUACAUGAGAAAGCGAUUCUCCGAUAACAAUGAAAAUGCCAUCACACUGGAUGGGAGGGAGUUUGCAUCGUGGAUUGAUGGAGAGGUAUCUUCAUCUAAACGGGCGGAAGAAGCUGCAGAUAUCUGGCGUCAAAGCUGCCUUGUGCCGCUAGAUGAAUUCCGCCUUCGGAACUGUCUCCAGGGGAACCGAGCUACUGCCGUGCCAGAGGAUAGAAUCUCUAUUCUUGAUAGUCGUCUCUACUCAGACGACACCACUCCAAGAACGGCGAGAACAAGUGUUCCUUUGCCAAUCAUGCCUUCGACGGAGUCAGUGAGUCGACACUCUAGCUGCGAGUACUCACAUCCUUCGUCGCGGCGAUCACAGGAGAGCCAAGACAGAGACAAUACCUCCGAAUCGGAGGGAGGUCAAUUCGACAGUGACAGUGAGACUUUCCACAAUCAUCAGCCUAUUACACCAUGCAGGACACCCAGGCCGCCAAAGACCCCUCGGGCUCGGACUCCAGAGACAGAAUCAUCUGAUUCAGUGAUGUCGUCCAAGAAGCACCGGGACAUCUUGGAUAAAUGUAUAGAAGGAUCACCCAGAACACAAAAAAGGUACCGCGAUGAUUUAAUUCUGGAUCGUGGGAAUUUAGAGAAAGAGAAUGCUCGUCUCAAAGAAAGGGUUGAGUUAUUGGAACAGUUUGCGGUCAAGAGACGGAGACUCGACUGA
This is a messenger RNA of Penicillium robsamsonii, 1620 nucleotides long. RefSeq lists its product as uncharacterized. Gene Ontology annotation, molecular function: nucleic acid binding. Bases 1 to 1620 code for a protein of 539 amino acids. The transcript has a single exon. NCBI's taxonomy places the organism in Eukaryota, Fungi, Ascomycota, Eurotiomycetes, Eurotiales, Aspergillaceae. The record is from RefSeq and is a predicted model, not a curated record.